AUGCCUAAGCACGUCUGUUUCAGUGUCACCAUUGUGAGGCAUGCCGAAACAGACCAAAAUGCUGCUCAUCCGCGUAUCUUACAAGGACAUUCAAAUCCCGGCAUAAAUUCGGAUGGUAUUAAACAAUCACAUGUAGUGGCCCACAGACUGAAAAAUCAACUAUUUACUCAUAUCUAUACGAGUGAUUUGCUAAGAAGUAAACAGACUGCCGAAAUCAUUCAGAAACAUCAUCCACAUGCCAAACUGACGGUCGACUCUCGGCUUCGAGAGCAAGAUAUGGGUGAUUUGACCGGCAUGCCUUGGAGAGACGCAAAAGCUGUCUUAAAGUCAGAGGACAGGUCAUUCGAAGAGCAUCUAUCUCAAAAUGGAGAAUCUGUGGAAGAUUUCACUGACAGAGUCGUCGAUUUCUACUCGGAUGUAGUCGAAAAGCACUUGUUGAUCCCUCAUCACGAAUUAUUGGAAAGUCUCGGGUUGAAUUCACCACUAUCUGCAAUUGAAGGAUAUGAUGCUGCAGCUGAUCCAGCAGCAUCGCUACCAAGUCCUCCAUCAUCAACAGACUCACCGACUUCAGCAACAUCAGCAAAGACCCGUAAAUUUCGUGCCGCCUCCAUAGUUGCUGGUCCAGCCAUCAAUGCAGCCAAAGCUGCUGCCCAAAAAGCUGCCGUAGCUGUAGGUUUAAUGACAUCGCCUACUAGAACCGAAGCCAACGGUAAAGCAUCAAACCCAAGUUCCCCAACAAACUCGAACGCAUCACCGACUUCUGCCACACCAUCGUCAUACUCAACAGCACCAUCUUCAGCAUCUAUCAAAUCACCCAUUAAUAACCUAAAGCAGAAUCAAAAGUUUGGGUCAACGCCAUUUUUAUCUCAACAACAGUCACAACAGCAAUCACAAACACCACCAGAACUAGGCAGCAUCCAAAACAUGUCCCUCACACAACAACCAGGCUUCUCAGCAUCAACAUCCGCACUAAACACAUCCAGAAAACCGCGCCAUCCACGAAUCCAACCAACUCAUAUCUUGAUUGUAACCCACGGAGGCUGGAUUAACAGAAUCAUGGACCACAUCCUCGACGAACUGAAAUUCAACUUGACGACCGACUACUCGAACGGCUUCCCCAAAAACACUGGACUAUACAGAUUCGUCAUUUCACAAGUAUUCAGACCUGAUGGCGGCGACUAUGAAUGGGAGGGUACUGUCACGCUCAUGAACGAUGUCAGUCAUUACGCUCAUCUGAGUAAUAAGGUUAGUAUGGGCAGUAUGGGAUUCCUGGGUCUGGACGAGAAAACUCAGAUACAGGCUGACUGGACUGCACCAAAGACUGACCCGGGUAGGAACUCGCCUACUGUGAAUAGAAAGAAGGCGAUGGCUGCUGCGCCAUCCAAAAACAGAUCAUUUGGCUGGUAA
Synchytrium microbalum is the source of this 1407-nucleotide messenger RNA. RefSeq lists its product as uncharacterized. Lineage: Eukaryota; Fungi; Chytridiomycota; Chytridiomycetes; Synchytriales; Synchytriaceae. Bases 1 to 1407 code for a protein of 468 amino acids. Gene Ontology annotation, biological process: fructose 1,6-bisphosphate metabolic process; fructose 2,6-bisphosphate metabolic process; negative regulation of glycolytic process. Gene Ontology annotation, molecular function: fructose-2,6-bisphosphate 2-phosphatase activity. Gene Ontology annotation, cellular component: cytosol. The transcript has 4 exons. The record is from RefSeq and is a predicted model, not a curated record.